Cuscuta epithymum is the source of this 1295-nucleotide messenger RNA. The record is from the annotation of a GenBank genome assembly. NCBI's taxonomy places the organism in Eukaryota, Viridiplantae, Streptophyta, Magnoliopsida, Solanales, Convolvulaceae.
GCCAGAAGCAUUGAAAAGAUGUCUAAAGCCCAAUGGUUUAGACCUUAAUUGUACAUUUCGGUAAGCAGAUCAUCCGGAUCCACUGGGUGAGAGCUUCCGUUUCUGAAGCCCAAAAAUGGCUACUUCAGUCUCCAGAACCAUCUUUCUCCUUCGUUCAAUCACUCAUCAACAUAGAGCCCCCUAUCUAUCUCCACUAUCCAAAUCUCGAAUCCCUUGUUUGUUUGCCCACAAACCCAAGGUUCAGAUUAGCCGCUUGUUUGCAUCUUCAUUGAUGGCUUCCGGGUCGAAAGAGUCUCCUUCCAAUAACCCGGGCCUUCAGGCUACCCCUGAUGAUGCCACCAAAGGUUACCUCUUGCAGCAAACUAUGUUCAGGAUUAAGGACCCAAAAGUCAGUCUUGAGUUCUACUCCAAAGUGUUGGGCAUGUCAUUGUUGAAGAGAUUGGAUUUUCCAGAGAUGAAAUUUAGCCUAUAUUUCAUGGGAUAUGAGGACACAUCAUCAGCUCCCACUGAUCCAGCUGAUCGUGUUGCUUGGACUUUUGGUCAAAAAGCUACUCUAGAGCUUACACAUAAUUGGGGUACUGAGAGCGAUCCAAAUUUCAAGGGUUACCACAAUGGAAAUACAGAGCCUCGUGGAUUUGGACACAUAGGUAUUACUGUUGAUGAUGUAUACAAGGCCUGUGAGAGAUUUGAGAAACUGGGUGUGGAAUUUGUAAAGAGACCCACUGAUGGAAAAAUGAAGAGUAUAGCAUUCAUCAAAGAUCCUGAUGGGUAUUGGAUAGAGAUCUUUGAUACUAUUUCUAUCAAGGAGGCUACAUCUGAUGCUGCUUGAUUCGCCACCUUCUGCAUUUCAGGAGUAAGAGUUGAAUAAUCAAUUCCCAGACUUGUUUGUUAGUUGUCACUGUUAUCUUGAAUGGGAAGAGUGGAGAUAUUUGAAUAACAUCAGGAUAUGUUUGAAUGGACCAGAUGAACCGUGGAGAAAUUACCGCUUACCUGCCUUAUUUGGGGCAAAAGUUUACGUAGGUGUAACUUUGUAAGUGUGAUCUGUGAUGAGGAAUUGGAGGAAGGACCAUAUGAAUAUAUUACUCCCCUUUCAAGAUGAGAGAUUUUUAAGCUCAACAUUCUCUGAUGUAAAAGUUUUUUAAGAAAAAAGGAAGAACUACCAAAUAUACCCUACUUAUUACUCCAAUACUGCAGUCAACUAAACCCUCAACAUUCCAAAUGACGAUUUAUCCGGUGAAUAAUAGGCUUUCCGGUGAAGAUGUUUGCAAUUUUGCAUGGCAUUCAUCAAUUCUUAU